UCACAAAUGUAUUAAAAAACAAAAAUACAUGCUAUUGAUUGGACAUUGUUUGCCACAGACUACAAAAAGCGGUGAUGUAUUUUGGGUGUUCCCAGAGUCUAGCAGGCUCCUGGGGCCAACCUUGGAGUCUAGUAGGCUCCUGGGAUCCACCUUCACUGGGCAGUGAUUUCCCGUUGACCCCCUCCCUCCCUCCCAUGCACCCACACUCCUUGUGCCCCCCCGUCUGCAGCCAUGACAAAACAAGUCGUUGUCUCCAAACACGUCGUCUCUUUGAUAGCUGCUUGAUAAGAGCGUGACAGACUGUCUCUGGGCACUCUUUAUAAAGCCGCCCCUCUGCGUCCCCUCGGUCAGCUACACCGCCGCCUGUCCUCUACGCAACAUGUCCGCCGCGCUCGUCCUCAUCAUCGCUCUCUGGGCGUCCCCUCUGGCGGCCUUCGACCUGGGCCAGUCCACCCGGUGCGUGGCCAUCCCCCACCAGAUGAAGGUGUGCAAGGACGUGGGUUACUCCGAGAUGCGCCUUCCCAACUUUUUGGGCCAUAGCAACCUGGAAAGGGAGGUGGUGCCUCGCUCGGAAGACUGGAGGCCGCUGCUGCAGACGGGCUGCCAUCCUCAGGCCCAAGCCUUCCUCUGCUCGCUCAUCGCUCCCGUCUGUCUCGACAAUUUCAUCCAGCCCUGUCGCAGCCUGUGCGUGGCUGUGAGGGACAGCUGUGCCCCCGUGCUCGCCUGCCAGGGUCACCCUUGGCCAGAAGCACUUGACUGCGAGCGCUUCCCCACCGAGGAGGACACCUGCUUGUCUCCUCACGCCAAGUUCAGCCACUUUGCUAAAGAUUUGCCCAAAGCGGCCUGUCAGAACUGCCCCACAGUGGUAGAAGCUCCUGCCAUGAGAACAGUCCUGGAUGCUUUUUGCCAGCAUGACUUUGCCGUCAGCGCCAAGCUGCACCGCCGCCGCCUCCUCACUGGCGACCCCGAGUUUAAGGUGGAAGGCCGGGUGGAGUUCAUCCGCCAGGGCCCCCUGUUGCCGUACGACACCCACCACCUCCUCCACCAAUGGCUGCUCAUCAACCUGCCCUGUUCCAACGCUCUGGUGCGGCCCGGCCGCUCUCAACUCUACGUGCUGACGGGCUCCGUGCAGGCGGACGGCAUCCUCGCCAUCACUCGCCUCUUCCCCUGGCACAGGAAGGAUGCAAACAUCGCCAUGGCAACACGCAAGUGGAAGCGUCACAGAUGUCAAGUUUGAGUUGUUUUUUUUUCCUUUUUUUUGGGAAAAAACUUGACGAGUUUAAGAGCUGGUCUCAUUUCUGCUCCUAUAGCACACUGAAAUAGAACGCACUCCAA
Messenger RNA from Entelurus aequoreus (snake pipefish), 1335 nucleotides. RefSeq names its product sizzled (gene szl). The transcript has 4 exons. Gene Ontology annotation, biological process: negative regulation of canonical Wnt signaling pathway; non-canonical Wnt signaling pathway; canonical Wnt signaling pathway. Gene Ontology annotation, molecular function: Wnt-protein binding. NCBI's taxonomy places the organism in Eukaryota, Metazoa, Chordata, Actinopteri, Syngnathiformes, Syngnathidae. Bases 380 to 1237 code for a protein of 285 amino acids. The record is from RefSeq and is a predicted model, not a curated record.